AUGAUGAAAAUAUAUUAAAUAAAAAUAUGAGAAAUCCAAGUUUAUUAAUCGAAAAGAUAACAGAUGAGAUUAUGACAUCAUGUGAGAAUAUAAAAAGCAGAAAUAAAGAUUAUACUCUUAAAAAUAAUGAUGACAAAGAAAAGGAAGAAAUAAUAAAAGAAAAAGAACAUAGUAACAAUAUUAUUUUAAACAAAAAUGAAAAUGAUUCUUUGGAUAUGAGCAAUGUGUCUGGAAUAAGUUAUAAUAAAAAUAAAACGGAACAUAAUAAAAAUAAAAUGGAAGAUAAUAAAAAUAAAACCGAACAUAAUAAAAAUAAAACGGAACAUAAUAAAAAUAAAAUGGAACAUAAUAAAAAUAGCAACACAGAUGAUAAUAAUAAUAAUAAUAAAAGUAGUAGUACUUAUAUUGUUGAUAGUAACUAUAUUGAUAAUAAUAAUUAUUAUAUUCUUCAUACAAGAAGCAAAGAGGGGAAGAACCAAAAAAACAUUUCCUUACAUACAAAUGAGGAUCAAGAAAAUAUGCAAAGACAAAAUAAUUAUAUUCAUAUAGAAAAACACAAAAAAGAAAAUACAAAUCAAAAUCAAAAUCAAAAUUUAAAAUGUCCAUCUACAAAUAUAUAUAAUCAUAUAACGUGUGCAGAAAAAAAUAAACAAAAUGUCUUGCCCAUAAGAAAUAAUUUAUAUGAAAUAUCCAAUAUAAAUAUUAUAUCCAACAAUAUUGUUAAUUCAAAACAAAAUGAUGAAAUAGAACAUAUAAAACGAGUGCAAGAGGAAGAAGUACAUGGAAUACAAACAUUAUCAGAGAUAAAAAAUUUAUCAGAGAUAAAAAAUUUAUCAGAGAUAAAAAAAUUAUCAGAGAUAAAAAAAUUAUCAGAGAUAAAAAAAUUAUCAGAGACAAAAAAAUUAUCAGAGAUAAAAAAAUUAUCAGAGAUAAAAAAAUUAUCAGAGAUAAAAAAAUUAUCAGAGAUAAAAAAAUUAUCAGAGACAAAAAAUUUAUCAGAGACAAAAAAUUUAUCAGAGAUAAAAAAAUUAUCAGAGACAAAAAAAUUAUCAGAGACAAAAAAAUUAGCAGAGACAAAAAAAUUAGCAGAGAUAAAAAAAGUACAAGAAGAAGAAGAAAUUAAAAAAAGAAAAAAAGAAAACUCAAACGAUCAGCAACUUUUAAAUAUUGAAAACAAAAAUGAUGAUUAUAACAAUACAAGUCAAAUAUUCAUAAAUACAAGUAAUAAUCCAUAUUUUUUAAGAAGCAAUAAUAAAAAGAGGAGAACGACAAGUUAUUCAAUACAAAAGGAAGAGGAUCCUAAAAUUUCUAAUAAUCAUUAUCAACAUGAAAAUAAUAAUAAUAAUAAUAAUUGUGAUUAUAAAUCAUUUGAAAAUAAAAUAAAUUCCAAUGAAAAUUAUAUAAUAAACAAAGAAUUCAUAAAAGAUAAUCCUAAUGAUAAUCCUAAUGAUAAUCCUAAUGAUAAUCCUAAUCCUAAUCAUAAUAAUAAAAAUAAUUCUUACAAAAAAAAAAAUGUCAAAGGUUCUAAUAUGUUAUCCAAUUCACAAAUUGAGAAAAAAAUUAAAUUAAAAAAUUCAAAUAUUUUAAAAAAUUUAAAUGAUGAAUAUAUAAAUAGUCUUAUGGAUACAAAUAAUACAAUACCAAAAAAAGAAGAAAUUGAAAAUUUUGUUUCAUUCUUUGAUAAACCCAAUAAUAAAAAUAAAAAUAAAAAUGAAAACUCACAUACAUAUCAUAAUAAUAAUGAUAUUAAAUAUAUUCAAGAAAAUAAAGAAAAAUAUAUUAACAUUGUUCAAAGGUUAGCAAAUCAACAUAUUUUUUUAAACAGUCAUCAAACAGCCGAUAUAAAUGGUAAAAAUAGUUACAACCAAAAUAAUAAUUAUAUUCAUAAUAAUAAUCAUUAUAAUGAUAAAUAUAUUUUUGAUAAAGAAAACAAUAUCUCUUCAACAACAAAAACAAACCAUAUUGAUCCUUUCAUAUUCGAUGAUAACAAUUCUCCAAUUUCUUUAAACAAUGAUGAUCAUAUAAAUUUUAAUAACGACAAUCUUAAUAUCUCCUUAAAUUCACUUAUUUUAGAUCACGUUGAUAAGAAUCAUCACAACCUUUUUGAAAAUGACAAAGAGGAAAUGCAUAAUCUUGAUGAGAAUUAUAAAAAUAAUUCUUCUAUUAAUUAUAAGGGUGAUUAUGACCCCCAAUCAAAUCACAUGAACAAUUAUAUAUAUAAUAAUAAUAAUAAUAAUAGUGAUGUGGAUAUGGUAUCCAAUUUUAUUUAUGCAGAUACUCAUAAAUAUGAACCAAAUGAACAAUUAAAAGAAAAUAUAUUUAAUAAUCACAAUGAUUUAUAUAAAGAUAUUUAUAAAAAUAAUAUCAAACAUUCCAAUGAAUGUAAUAUGAAACAAAUAAUAAAUUCGUCAUUUAUAGAUGAUGAAAUAAUUAAACUUCUAACCUCAAACAUGCUAUUAAAACAAAUGAUAAUAAAUGAUAGUAAUCACAAAAAUAAUAACCAAUUUAAUAAUGACGUAGAAAAUAUGUCUCCUUGUGAUGAAAAUAUACAUAUAAACAAUCAUAUGAACACAUAUCAUCAUCAUAAUAAAAAUUAUAUAAAUAAUUAUCAACAAACGGAAUCUUUAGAACAAGACCUUAAAAACCUUAUCUGUCAAUAUAUACUCAAUAAUAAAACAAAUGACAUACAAAAUAAUAUUCACAUUCAUAAACAAAAUGAAUAUGAAAUAAAUAUACCAAAUAUGGAAAAUAUAAACAAUAUAACAAAUGCACAAAAUAUUUCAUAUUAUCAUGAUAACAAUAAUAAUAUAAUAAUAAAAUCAAAUAAUAACACAUCUUCUAAAUUAAAUAAAAAACAUUCUUGUAACGAAAAUUUAUAUGAAAAUGAUUAUAAAAAUUCUGAAUGUUUUACAAAGGAUAUACAUCCAUUACAUAAAAACAAUUUAAUAGAUAGUUAUAAAAGUAAUGAACAUAAUAAUGAAGAAUUCAAUGUAUAUACAAAAAAUUUGCUAAAUAAUAAUAAUAACAAUUCAGUUGUUACUUUAACAGAUAUUAAAAAUUUUAUACAAAAUAUAUCAAAUAUAAAUAAUGAAAAUAAUAACAAAAUUUACAAUGAUUUUGUAAAAAAACUCACAGAUAAAUAUUAUAAACACGUACCAAAAGAAAAUGAUGAUACUGGAUAUAAUUAUAAUGACACUUGUGAAUAUCGUAGCACAAUUACAAAUUAUAGUUAUAUUAAUAAAAACGAAGAUGAUAUAAACAAUAAUAUAGACAAUAAUAUAAAUAAUAAUAUAAAUAAUAAUAUAAAUAAAUAUAUAUAUAAUAAUAUAAAUAAUCAUAUAAAUAAUCAUAUAAAUGAUCAUAUAAAUGAUCAUAUAAAUGAUCAUAUAAAUGAUCAUAUAAAUGAUCAUAUAAAUAACCAUAUAAAUAACCAUAUAAAUAACCAUAUAAAUAAUCAUAUAAACAUUAAUAAUGAACACAUGCUACAUAAUUAUCAUCAUCCUUAUAAUUAUAAUAUUUAUAGUGAUAGUUAUGAAACAUCUAACAAUAUAAACGACAAUAAUGAUCUCCUUGGAAUAUACCCCAAACAUCUUAACAAUGAUAUCAACAAGGAAGAAAUUCAAAAUUUAUUAACACUUGAUAAAAAACACAUGAACAAGUCAGGUGAAAAAGUAACAAAGGAGAAAUUUAAAAAUAAUCAUUUAAAAAAUGCAUUUAAUAAUUCUUUAUAUGAUUUUUAUAAUAGUAAUAUUUACUCUUACAAUGAUGAUUUUAAUAUUAAAUUUAUGAAAAUUUUAAAAUUAAGAGAAAAAUAUCAAAAAUCAAAACUAAAUAAUAAAAAAUAUAUAGAUUCUACUGCUUUGGCUAGUUCUAAAAAACAUAUGAACAGUGCAGGUGGUCAGGCAAAAGUUGUGCACACUUUUUCUUCUGACGAGAUAAAAGAAUAUAACUUUUUAAAAGAAUUAUAUAAAAUACAAAAUAAUGAACAAGAAAAUGUUUCAAAUAUGUGUAUAAAUGAAAAAGAAAAUAUAUCAUUAUCCGAUGAAUAUAAAACAGGAAUCUCUCAAAAUAAGAGUAAUAAAAAAAAUUAUAACAGUUAUAGAAAUUUUUUUGAUAAUGACUAUUUAGAUAAUGUAAAAAAAAAUAGUUCUAAUUGUAGGCAAGUGCGUUUGUCGCCAUUAUCGUGCAUAAGUAAUAGUACUUUUGAAGCUGAUAAAAAAAAUUAUAUUAAUUGUGGUAAUAGUAAUAUUAAUUAUAAGGAAGACAUAUGUAUGAACGAUAAGGUAGAUAUGUCUGAACAUGAUAAGAAUGAUAUGAAUGAAAAUGAUAGGCAUGAUAUGAAUGAACAUGAUAAGAAUGAUAUGAAUGAAAAUGAUAAGAAUGAUAUGAAUGAAAAUGAUAGGCAUGAUAUGAAUGAAAAUGAUAGGCAUGAUAUGUCUGAACAUGAUAGGCAUGAUAUAUGUGAGGAUGAGAAGGAUCAUAAAUAUAAUAACCAUAGGCAUGUUAAUGACAAAAGCCGUAAACAUAAGAAAGGACAUAAGAGAGAUAGUAAAUCUCGUAAGUAUAAUUAUUACAAUAUUAUGAAAAAUUAUUAUUUUGCCUUUUUUUUAGAUUUAUAUAAAAAAAAUGAAGACAAUGAGAAUAAUGAAAAUGAAGAAAAUGAUGAAAAUGAUGAAAAUGAUGAAAAUAAUAAUAAUAAUAAUGAUUAUAAUUGUCACUACAGUGUUGAUGAAAAUAGUAGUCUUGCAACAGAUGUUUUGAAAGAGUUCGAUGAAAAUAGAGAGAAUCAAGAAUAUGAAGAAUUUGAAAAAAAAAGUGAUAAAAAAAUGAUAGAUAAAGAAAUGAUAGAUAAAAAAAUGAUAGAUAAAGAAAUGAUAGAUAAAGAAAUGAUAGAUAAAAAAAUGACACAUAAAAAAAUGACACAUAAAAAAAUGAUAGAUAAAAAAAUGAUAGAUAAAAAAAUGACACAUAAAAAAAUGACACAUAAAAAAAUGAUAGAUGAAGAAAUAAUUAAUCUUAUUAAUAACGAUAUAAUAAAUAAUCUGGACAUGUCUAAAUUUGUUCAUGUUGCCACUACAACCAUAAAUAAAAACGAAAAAAAUGUUUCUCCUGAAGAUGAUUCUGCCAUAGCACAUAAUUUUACAAAUCAAAAGGAUAACAAAGAAAUGAAUAAUAUAGAAAAUACAUAUGAUAGAAUAAAAAACUUUAUAUGUCAAAAUGAUACUAAUGUUAUAAAAAAAAAUAUAUCUAAUAAUCAUAAUUCAAACGAAUACUCCGAACAUGAAAAAAAUGUAUUAGAUCUACAAGAAAACAUGAAAAAUGGUGACAAGCAAAUAUCAUCAAAUGAUCCUGAUGAUGAAAGGGAAUUAAAUCGUAAUAUUUUAAGUAUGCGCGAAAAAAAUAAUUUGGUAGCCCCAUCAAAUAUUAUAGUUAGAAAAGAAUUUGAAGAAAACAUAAAUGAAAGAGAUAAUUUUGUAUGUGAUAAGAAGGAAUGUGAUGUAAAUGAAAAACAACUAAAUGACGAUGAUAAAAUAAAAAAUGAUAAUACUAAUUUAAAUUCCUUAAAAGAUAUAUCUUUAAACAUUCAAUCAAAAGAAACAAUAUGUGAACCUGUAAAUGUGGAGAAUCCUAUAUAUAAUAAUGAAAAAGAAAAAAAUACAGAAAAAGUUAUGAAUUAUACAUAUAAUAAUAUGACAAAAAUACAAUAUGAUAAAGGCUCACAUAAAGAAUUAAAUGACAUUGAGAAUAUUAAUAAUGAUAUAGAAAAAAAAGAAUCAGAAAUAUUAUAUGAAACAAAUAAAGAUGAUAUAUUUUUAAAUGAAGAAAAUAUUAUGAUUGAAAAUAAAUUAAAUACAGAUAUAAAUGAACAUAUAGAGAUACAUAUUAAUAAUGAGAAUACUUAUGAUUCAAAUAAUAGAAAUGCUAUUGUUCAAGCAGAAAAAUUAAAUAGUGAUAUACCAUAUAUAACAAACAUUUAUAAAGAAAUGCAUAGAUCUCCUGUCAUGCCAUUACGAAUCGAAGCUUUUCAUUCUUUAGAAGAUCAAAGAUUAAUAUAUGGAAAACCAGACUGGCAAAAAUUUCUAUGUCCUUUAUGUGAUAAAAAAUAUUAUCCUCCAAAUAGUUAUAUAAAAAAUUAUUCACAUUAUUUAAAUGAACAUUGGAUGAAUAGAAAAAUUCUUGGAGGAUAUAUUAUUUUUCCUUGUAAAUUAAUACACACUAAAGAAGAUAUGGAACAAAAUAAAACAAAUAUGAAUUAUAUUAAUAAAGGAAUUAAAAAGAAGAAAAAAAAAAUAAAAAGAAUUAUAAUCGAUCCACAUUAUCAUUGUCCAUUGUGUGUAAAUAUUUAUUUUGAUAAUUAUAAUAUGUUGACAGAGCAUUGUUCAAGUGUUCAUAAAAAUUCUGGUGCUGACCCUUCAAGGACACUUCCCUCAAAUUUAGUGCACACUCCUUUUAUAAAUAGCAAUGAUUACGUUUGUUCAUUAAAAAAAAUGGAAAACGAAAAAGAUAAUGAUAAUAACAACAAAAAUAAUGAUAAUAACAACAAACAUAAUGAUAAUAACAACAAACAUAAUGAUAAUAACAAACAUAGUGAUAUUGAUAAAUGUGUAGAAAAUGUGUUAAUAGAGGAAAAACAUGAAUCCCUAAGUAUUAAAGGAUCAAACACAGAAAAAGACGAAAUUAAGGAUGACAACAAUAAUAAUAAUCACAUGAACGAUGAUAAUAAUAAUAAUAUUAAUAAGGAUGAUGAUGAAAAUAUUAAUAAACAGAAGUUGUUAACCACACCAAAUGAACAUUCCUCCAAUCUCAAUCUCUUAAAUAAUAUAAAUCAGAAAAAAAAAAGAAACACACGUAAUAGCAAAGUCAUUUUUUGUGAAGAAAUACAAGUACGCGAGUAUGACAUUGAAUUGUCAAGAAUUGAAAAGUUUGGAGCAAGUAUUGGCCCAGUUUUUACGGAUGAAGAGAAUAAAAAUGAAGAGAAUAAAAAUAAAGAGAACAAAAAUGAAGAAAACAAAAAUGAAGAGAACAAAAAUGAAGAGAACAAAAAUGAAAAAAAUAAAAAUGAAGAGAACAAAAAUGAAGAAAACAAAAAUGAAGAAAACAAAAAUGAAGAGAACAAAAAUGAAAAGAACAAAAAUGAAGAGAACAAAAAUGAAGAGAACAAAAAUGAACAAAAUAAUAACCAAAUAAAUAUAUAUGUUAAUAAAGAGAUAAACCAAAUAUAUACAAAUUCUAUUAAUAACAACGAUGAGAAUAAAGUGGAAAUUCAUAAUAACCAUCUAUCUCAAAUUUUAAAAGAUGAUGUUUCAAAAUGUGAUCAAAUAACAGAUCAACAUAAAGUACAUGAACAAAAUAGCCAAAAUGAUGAAAAAAUUCUGACUUGUUCAGAAUUUUUUGAAAAUGAAGAAAGUGUAAUAAAAGAAAAAGUAGAACAUUUAAAAGUAAAAUCAUCAAAUGAAGAUGAUAAUAAAAUAGAGAAAUAUAAAAAGAAUUAUAGCGAACAAACAUAUGAUGUAGAGACAUAUAAUAUAGAGAUAUAUAAUAAUGAUAUAGAAAAUAAAACAUUAGUAAACAUGGAAAACAAUAAUCAAUCAUUGAAACAAAUUACAAAUAAUUGUAAUGAACUUACAGUUAAUGAAGAGAAAAAGGAAAAUAUUUUGAUUAGUAAUAAUAAAAAUAAUGAUGAUAAUACAAGUGUAAAAAAUGUACAUAUAGUAAAUAAUAAAAAAAUUACGAGAAUAAAAGAAAAUGAAUUGUUGUCUUCAAAUAAAAUAACAAAAGAAAUUAAAAAUUAUAAUUUAUCCAGAAGAUAUAAUAAAGAUGAAUGUUUAAAUAAUGAAAAAUUAGUCGAAAUGGAAGAUGAUAAAAAUUAUAAUGUAUAUGUUGAAGAAAAUAACAAAGAUAUAAUAAAAAAUAAUAUAAAAACUGAACGAUUAAAUGGUAUCUUUAAAGGAUCAAUGAAAGGUGAUGAGAUGGUAGGCACUAUAAAGAAAUAUGGAAGAACAAAUAUAUUAAAUAAAAAAGAUAUAAAAAGAGCUACACAAAGGAAAAUAUCACAGAAUAUCCCAAUAAACGUAACAAAUGAUAAGUCAAAUGAUAUGUCAAAUGAUUUAUCAAAUGAUAUAUCAAAUGAUAUAUCAAAUAAUAUUUCAAAUGGAUUAACAGAAGACACGUCAAAUGCACUUACAUCCCUUUUGAGCUUUAAUCUACUUUCUCCAGGAAGUGAUAAAAAAAUACCAUUUACAGAAAUAAAUUAUGAGGAACAUUUACAAAUUAAAACACAAGCAAUAACAGAAAUAUUGUUAGAAAAUAGAAUAGAAAAUAACAAAGAACAUGAUUUUACUCCUCCAAAUAGAAAAAGAGGUACUUUCAUAAAUAAACAAAUCAAUAAUAUAAAUAAAAAUAUAGUAUCCAAAUAUAAAAGGAAAAUAAAAUUGUAUUCAUCAAAAGACGAAAAACAAAAUGAAACAAAUAUGAUAUGUAAAAAUAUGACAGAUACAGAAAAUAUUUAUAUUCCUCCUGACAAGAUAAAUUUAAAUGUGAAAAAGGAAAAAGAAAAUGAUACCUUAAAAAAAAUAAUACGUCCCAAAAAAAAAGAAAAAAUUGUUCCUACAAAAAUAAAUUGUCGACAAAGUGCUCGAAUUAAAAAUAAACAGAAAGGAUCUAAUUAA
Plasmodium gaboni is the source of this 8669-nucleotide messenger RNA. RefSeq lists its product as hypothetical. The annotation marks the transcript as partial. The record is from RefSeq and is a predicted model, not a curated record. NCBI's taxonomy places the organism in Eukaryota, Apicomplexa, Aconoidasida, Haemosporida, Plasmodiidae. The transcript has a single exon.